Pieris macdunnoughi is the source of this 2223-nucleotide messenger RNA. The record is from the annotation of a GenBank genome assembly. NCBI's taxonomy places the organism in Eukaryota, Metazoa, Arthropoda, Insecta, Lepidoptera, Pieridae.
AUGAAUAAAACUAAUCCAUUAGGCUUACUCGUAAACUACGGUGAUUCUGAUGAAGAGUUGGAGGAUGCUUCGCCGGUUAAACAGAUACCCCAUUGUGCACCUGCGCCUGCUGCGUUGCCCUCGAGCUAUGCGAACCACCACGCGUCUGCUGCCAUUCAUCCUCCGCCAAUUUCACAUUGUCCUUGGUCUGCCUGUUAUGAUGAAAACAGUGGUUUCACAUACUAUUGGAAUCAACAAACAAAUGCAGUCACUUGGGAAGCUCCACCAGAGUACUUGUUAGCCCUUAAAUUGGCACAACAGCAUUUGACAACAUCAGGAAACACAGAGGUAUCAGCGGAAGAAUGGCAGCUGUACCAGCAAGCGUUAGUGGAAAAGCAAAAUUCAAAUAAAAUACCAAAAAUUACCACAAAACCUAGUAAAAUCAAUGAAAAAUUCAAAGACAAAAAGAAUUUUAAGAAGAGACCAUCUAAUGACAGUGACGAUGAAUAUAAAAUAGAACUGAUAACAUCCUACCAUAAUUCAGAUUCUGAGUCCAAUGAUGAACAAGAAAGUCCAAAGAUACCUUUGCCGUCAUCAAAACCGGUACCUAAACAAGUCCCAGCGAAACCAGUAGUUAAAAGACAGAAAACCAAGGCAGUCGAAUUUGGACCCUCGUUGCCAGAGAGUCAAAGUUAUUCAGCACCUAUCGGACCUGAAUUACCACCAGGUUUAGUUGUUGAAAAGCCAAAGCCCCCGGAGGUUAAAUUAAGUGAAGAAGUUAGGGAACCGCAAAUAAAAUCCACAUCGAAAGCUGGCGACGAAGACAGCGAAGAAGAGAACGAAUUAUUAAAACAGCUCAAAGACAAAGCAAAACUAUUGGAAAAACUCGGCGGAGAUAUACCGUCCGAGUUACAAAAGAUCCUAAAGGAAGAUUCUUCGAGAACCGAUUCACCGACAUCAACAAAAGAUCUGGAUAUCGAUGAACUUCUACAGGAGAUUGAAAAGAAAGAGUUACCAAAAAUAGCAAAAAUUGAGAUUUUCGAUAAGAAUAGUGCUUCCAAUUCGCCAAAUCCUCAUCCGCCCGAGGAGCUCAAAGAGAACGGACCUGCGUUAUUUCCCAGCGCAAUAAAUAUAACAAAGGAACCGAUCCCUUUACCCGAACAGGCUCAAGAGAAAAAGGAAAACAUUUAUCUAUCAAACACGACGGAACCGAGAAAGAAGCUGAGAAUAUCUAACUCGGUCCUCCCAAAGACACAAAAAAUAGAAGUACCCGAGUACACGACGAAAUAUAGUCAGUUCAUCGAAGGGUUCUCGAACGAACGAACCGGCCUCGGCUUCAGCAAAGACGAAGACCACGAAGGUGGCGAUUCCAAAGAGGCCAUCCAUUACGGAAACGGCUUGUUGUUUACGAGGGGAGAAGUGUUGAACGACAAGGACGAGGUCUUGGACGAUUUGGCGGAGUUGGUGGAGGCCAAGUUGAAGUAUUUGGGCCAGGUGCAACCGAGCUCGCUCACCCCGCUCCAAGAGAUGAUGGUUCAGAUGCAGACCCUGGUGUCGGCGUUCCGGGGCGGCGCUCUGACCGCGACCUACUGGCGCCGAUGGGUGGAGGGCGCCGCGCGGGCGCUCACUUCCCACGAGCACCGAGCCGCACCCGCGGGAUGGCUCUGCAUCUUCCAGAGGUCGGAGGCGCGAUACAGCUACAAGCGAGAGGCCGACGGGUUCGUGCAGUGGGAGUACCCCGCUGUCGCGAGCACCGACAUGGACAUUUGCACAACGCCACCACCGCCCGAGACGGCCGUGGAAGAGCCUCCGCCGCCGCCGUCAGCGUCGUCGCCGUCGCGCGUGUUGACCCCGCCGCCGCCGAGUUGGCACGACCCGCCGCCGCCGGGGACCGACGCUCACUUGCCUCUACCGCCGCCGCCGGAGUCUAAGAAACAAAUAGGCGACGAACUUUUAUCUUUCUACAACGAUUUGGCCGAACUGGAAAAGUCCAAUCCGUCAUCGGGCACCAACUCUCCCGAACGGAAAGAGAAGAGCGAAAAGGAAGUAGUGAAAAAGGAGAAGAGAGAGGAGAGCAGAUAUGAGAGGAGCGAGCGAGAUAAAUGUUUGAAAACGCCAAAAGAGGAAAAGAUUAAGAAGAAGACUAAGGUAAAGAUCUCGAGCUCGAUAGGAAUGAAGCAGAAAACAGUCUCUUCCUUGGUCGCGAAGUGGCAGCAGGUUGCCGAAGAGAUUGACUCAGAUUGA